Molecule: messenger RNA, 798 nt
Organism: Neurospora tetrasperma FGSC 2508
Lineage: Eukaryota; Fungi; Ascomycota; Sordariomycetes; Sordariales; Sordariaceae
Exons: 3
Coding region: 99-305 (68 amino acids)
Biological process (GO): translation; ribosomal small subunit assembly; maturation of SSU-rRNA
Cellular component (GO): ribosome; cytosolic small ribosomal subunit
Molecular function (GO): structural constituent of ribosome
Source: RefSeq, a predicted model, not a curated record
CGGCUCCGCACACAGUCAAUUUUGGUGAAAUUUCGCAUCUUCCGCAACUUCACACACAACCCACCCACGUCGACCCAUCAACUCGAUCAGUCGCGACAAUGGAUUCCUCUAAGGCCCCCGUCAAGCUCGUCAAGGUCACCCGCGUCCUCGGCCGUACCGGCUCUCGCGGUGGUGUUACCCAGGUCCGCGUCGAGUUCAUGGACGACCAGACCCGCUCCAUCAUCCGUAACGUCAAGGGCCCUGUCCGUGAGGACGACAUCCUUGUCCUUCUCGAGUCCGAGCGUGAGGCCCGCCGUCUCCGUUAAGAAGUUCGAUGUGACGAAAAAGGGAGGAAUGAGAAUUACAGCGCGACCUCGGUUUUGGCCUGUCUGGACGAGGAACGAUUACAUCAUGACUUGCGGCCAGGGAAUUACGGAACAUUCUGGGUUGGGAGUUCGGUAGAACGGCAUUGCCAUGAUUAUUUCCUCCCCAAAAAUCUGCUCGGCGCAGACGUUGCAUUGAUUCUGGACCGCUCCAUUUCGCUGCAAUCGUGUUCUUUCUCGUGAAGGAAAAUGGGUGAUGCACUUGGGAUAUUCUCUUGGGGGCUCAGGAGGACGGAGGUUUUCAGCACAACACAAAGUCAGGCGGGCAUGGACUUGAGGAUCUCUACAGGCAGCUCCCUCUCGAAUUUUCGAGGCCUCUGAGGUCCUGCUCCAGCGCCAACAGUGGCAGUCGAGAUCCGACUCCGAUCAGCAAUAACGCCUAUUCACGCGCCCGUUAGUCAAGCAAUGCCAUGCCCUCAGGCAACGUCAGCUCCAA